Molecule: messenger RNA, 453 nt
Organism: Penicillium bovifimosum
Lineage: Eukaryota; Fungi; Ascomycota; Eurotiomycetes; Eurotiales; Aspergillaceae
Exons: 4
Coding region: 1-453 (150 amino acids)
Source: RefSeq, a predicted model, not a curated record
AUGCCUCGAGACCCCAGAUCAUUCUCCCAUCUUGCUCGUCGCAUUCUUCGCGUUGAUCACCCUUCCCUGCGAGACUUGAACAACACCAUUGACCGAAGAUGUGCCAUCACUGCAAGCAUGAGGACGCCACAGUUCCUGGAGUACGAGAACGAAAUAAACAAGGGUGAGCGUGGCACUGGUUCGGUUCUCAAUCAGGCUUGUCGACGGAACGGAUUCUACGUCGCUUCAGGCCUCACAUCCCCAUCUACUGGCUUCCAACAUCCUCCGUUCCAGGCCUCACAGCCCCCGCUCCAGACAUGGCGAGCCCCUUCCAGCGCGGCUCAUGCGCUGAAGCGCCGGGUAGCCCAACUCGAGACCAUGUUCCGCCAGAAUGGCCUUGAGCACGAUCUCGAAUUCUCGAUGCCCGGUUUGACGACGAGUCCGGCGCCCAGUUGGGCGACUUAUCCCGGCUAA